This is a messenger RNA of Lymnaea stagnalis (great pond snail), 12821 nucleotides long. The record is from the annotation of a GenBank genome assembly. NCBI's taxonomy places the organism in Eukaryota, Metazoa, Mollusca, Gastropoda, Lymnaeidae.
ACCUAAAAGAUAAGCUUCAAAACUAUGUCAGUGAUGUAAAUAGCAGGACAUAAUCUUCCCGAAAUCUUCGGUCCACUGUCCCGUUAAAUGCAAGGGUGAACUGUAGGCUCACCAGUCAGUCAUGGGGAGACAACUAGCAGCGGGUGUGUCCUUGGCUUUUCUUGCUCUGCUGGCCAGCGUCCAAGGGAAGACUGGUAAGUACUGAACAGCUUUCCAGCUAUCAAGAAAAUGUCUCUAGUCAAAAUAAUGAAUACUAUAUACACAUGAAAGAAAAGUUUUAAAAAAAUAAAAUGUCCCUAAAUAGGUAGAUUCCAGCUGAAUGAUUACGACUAAAUUGAAACCCUAUACCCUAGAGCAGGCCCUCACAACUCAAAAUGUAAGGCGGGCCGUAACACUUAAUGAAAAACUUGUGUGGGCCAAAAGAAAUUAGGACAUGACUUGUGCGGGCCAAAAGAAUAUAGGACGGGGGAAAAAGCUAAUUAAGAAAAUAAUAAGAAUAAAGAGUAUUUGGUUACUUCGCGGGCCGCAAGGUGGGUGCUGGCGGGCCGUGUGGUGGUUGCUGGUGGGCCGUGUGGUGGGUGCUGGCGGGCCGUGUGGUGUGCGGUCCUGCCAUACAAGAUUCAAAGAUUUACAUUAAUUUCAAAGAAGAAUUAACGCAAGAAGGAAAUAAAAACGGUUAUUUACAUUUAAAGUCUAACUAACUAACUAACUAACUAACUAUAACUAACUGACUAACUAACUAACUAUAACUAACUGACUAACUAACUAACUAUAACUAACUGACUAACUAACUAACUAACUAACUAACUAACUAACUAACUAUAACUAACUGACUGACUAACUAACUAACUAUAACUAACUAACUAACUAACUAACUAACUAACUAACUAACUAACUAACUAACUAACUAACUAACUAUAACUAACUGACUAACUAACUAACUAACUAUAACUAACUGACUAACUAACUAACUAACUAACUAACUAAAUAUAACUAACUGACUAACUAACCCAGCUAGCUAACUAACUAGAUAACUAACUAAUUAACCAUUCGAUAUUCGAUAUUCGAUAAUAAGAAGAUUCGUAUAUAUUAAAAUACAUCCAACCCCCCCCCCCCCAACCACAAUCCACACUAAACAUAUUUUCAAAAUAAAAACAAAUAAAAAAAACCAAUGACAUCACCCUACCACGAUGAUUAUCAACCAUUCGGUUUGAUCUCAGACUCAGAUUCAAUAUUUCUAUAGAUCUACUACAAAGCGUGUGUUUAAUUGUUUCUCAAGUAGUCGUUUAAGUAUUUGCCCGGUGGGAAAGUCAUUAAAAAGCUCAUGUCGCAGCCUGAACAGUUCGCUUCAUCAACUUUUGUUGUUGUACAUACCAUAAUAUCGCAGCAUGGGAAAUAUUUUGUAAUCUCCAGUCCUCCGUAAUUAAAAUGCAGUAGUUGGCUAUUUAGUUAUUUAUGGUCUCAAUAGCGACUGGCCACGUAGAGCGACGGCAGAGCAAUGAGGGUAUCAGGUAGUGGUUCUCACGAUAUGCAGGUGGCGUUCAAGUUUCUGUAACUUAAGUUCUUUACUUUAAGUCAAGUGGUGAUGUGGGUCAGUGGAUGGGGAGUCGUGCAAACAAUGUGAUAGGGAAGUAAAGUUGAUUUAUACACAUUUUUUUUAAAAAGCUAUCUUAGGUUCAAAUUUUAAAUUCAGUCUCACCCAUUGUUAUGGUAUGGCCGGUGUACUUCAGCCAACACUUGUCUCCCCACUUUUUUAAUAUAUAGGGCCUAUAUUGACCUCGCCAAUAAUAUGUAUGGCGGUGUACCAACCCCACCCUCCAUUGAUUGGGAAAAGGUUGUUUACGUUCUAUUUGCUCUAAAAAAAUGAUAAUUUAUGAAUUUUAAAAUAUUUUUUAAAAAAAUAAGAUGAUAAGACCACGUGCAACUGAAUUAUAUUUGAGAAUAUUGAAAAUUGUGCAACAUUUUUUUUGUAAAGUCUGAGAUGAGUUUAUGGGUUUAUGGUAAAGAAUUUAUGGUAAGGGUUAUUAGGCAAACAUCGCAUCAUACCAGAGUUAUUAGGCAAACAUUGUAUCAUACCAGAGUUAUAAGGCAAACAUUGCAUCAUACCAGAGUUAUUAGGCAAACAUUGUAAUUUUUAAACCAUAUGAUUUGAUAGCGAUGAACGCUUCUAGCUUGCGACGUGUUUCGUUUCUGCAGAUUUGGUGAGUCGGGAAGCGGUCCUCACAGCUAAGAUCCUCCACUUGUACAAAUCUAACAAAACCUACGCCACGCAGUUCGACAAGGUUUUCGGUGCCAAGCCCAACCUUUACAAAGUAGGUCAAGGUUAAUGUAUACAAUUUAGAUUCUUAGAGACCAGUCCCUUACGCGUAUUCUCACACUUUAUGGAUGGUGCAGGAUCCGCCUCUACUGCAGUGAGUUAUGAGAUUUGAUUUAGAAUCCCUGAUGACAAUACAAAUGUGUCCCUUUUUUUCCCUUCAGAAUGUCGAUGCCAGUUUCCCCUGCCCUGGACUCAACCCAUCACCAACAGCACCUACCUCAGGUUUGUGCAGAGGCGUAGCGAGGGUGUUUGGCGCCUGGGGACAAGAUUCGCGCCCGGGGACUAGAUCCAUUUUAAAGCGCGCCCUUUUUAUUUUUUUCAACUCUCAAACCCAUUAUUUUCAUCAAUAAAAUAAUAUCAAAGCACAAUUUGGUGCCCCUAACUAGCUGGCGCCCGGGGAGAUCUGCCCCCCCCCCUGCCACCCCCUCGCUACGCCUCUGGGUUUGUGUACACGGUCUUGAGUUACUGACAUACAUAUUCGUGAAAUAGUUCGUGAGUUAAGUACUGUCAACUGAGCUCAAUGUAUUCCUACUCUAGUUGGAACUCAGUGUAUGCCUACCCUUUUAAAAAAAAAAAAAACUCAGUGUAUUCCUACCAUAAGUCGAACACGUGGAAAAAUCGAUAUAUUUAAGAGCAAAAAUAUAUCCAUUCUUGUGUUCGCAAAAAUAAAUUAUUAUUUAAGCUUUUUCUCAAAUGUAAUUAAAGGUCAGGAAUUUAAUUUAGUAACAUUGUUUACACGUCUUGAAAAUUAAUUGAUCGUCAUAAAUAUUUGUGGAGAUAUCAAAUUUAUGUUUCUAGACGCUUGCAGAUCAUACACAUAAUCUAUACAUACAUGCUUAAAUAACAAGUUGAAGCUGCAUAGAUAAUAAUUUUAAAAAAAUAAUACACAUUUAGUGUACAUGUUUAUUGUGUCUCAUCUGUCUCUAUUAAAUGUGUAAGUCUCUCCUCUCUCCCAUUCGCUUCUGUUCCCGCCACCUCCAGUUCACACCCUGAGACCGGCAGACGUGAAAGUGGUUGCGGCCCUUGGUGAUUCCUUAACCGUAAGUAGUAUCCCUUCUACCAGUUCAAAGUUGACCAGAUCGUGAAAGACUUCCUGUUAUAAUUAUUACUAAGACUUUAACCCCACCAGUGUUAACCACUGUUCUAUAUCUAAUAUAAUAUGUCUAAUCAGUGUCCUUUUAGCCACAUGAUAUUUAUUUUUAAUCCAUUUGGGGUAAUUAUUCGUCGAACUCCAUUGCUAAACUGUAGUCUACAACAAAUAAAAAAGUUGCUUUGUCUGUUCUACAAACUGAGACUCUUUCAACCGACAGUUACGGUCUUGUAAAAUAUCAAAUUUUCAACCGACGUUUUCGAAGUUAUCAAAUAUGAUGUCAGCCUGACCUUGCUGUGUGGAGUAGGUUGGAAUAGAUCCUUAAUAAUAAUAACUAAUAUAACUGGACUCUGAAAACUGCUAAUUGCCCCAACUAAUAUGCAGAUCCCACUAAUAGACAGACACCACAAAUGGACAAAACCCACUAAUAGGCAGACACCACUAAUAGACCGACCCCACAAAUAGACAUAACCCACUAAUAGGCAGAAACAACAAAUAUACAUACCCCACUAAUUAGGCAGAAACAACACAUAGACAGACCCCUCUUAUAGACAGACCUCAAUAAUGGACAGACCCCACUAAUAGACAUACCCCACUAAUAGGCAGAUCCCACUAAUAUUCGAUAAUGAUGUCAUUGGUUUUUUUUUACUUUUUCCCAGGCUGGCAGGGGCGCUGAGGGUGGCAUCAUUGGUCUGCUCAUUGACUAUCGUGGCUUGUCUUGGAGGUAGGUCAUCAGGUCAAUACUUCUAGGAUUAUUUAGUAUUGUCGUCCUCCGCGUGCGCAGAUGACAAAGGCUACAUUUGAGUUAAAACUUUGUCCUGAGCUGUAGUUUGUUUAAAGCGGUGAAGAGCUGCACAAUCUUUCGGCCUCACACUCUAGUCCUCGCCUAUUUCAUCCGAUGGCAAGACUGAGUCGAGACGACUGGAAAUCGACCAGGAUGCAGUGGAUGACCAGCAGUGUGUGUUUAUGUGUGUGUUUCACUGUGCUCUUAUAUGCGCUCUACGUCACAGGAUUUGCUUACAUUUUCAUUGUAUCCAUUUCAUACCGCCUACGGCACUCCAUCUCCGGGUUUGAAUUCAGAGUUGGCCAUCUCUUAGAAUGUUACACGUGGCAUCAAAAGCUCUUGGCUAUAAAUAGACAGUUUUGUAGAUUACUUACAAUACUUGGACAAUCAAAUCAAUAAUUGAGAACUAUUUCCAUUUGUAAUUUUUAAACAAUGCCUUGUAAUCAACAGAUAUAAACAAUGACAUAUAUAUAUAUAUAUGUAUAUAUAUAUAUCUGCACGAAUAAUUUACGAUUUUGGCGCCCCCUUAGGGUGGCACCCUUUGCCGCCCUUUUGCUCAACCAUGCCUCUUUAAGAUAUUUGCCUUACAUAUUAUAUUAUUGGGGCAUUUUAUCAUACGCUCUAAUAAUUUCUCUAGUCAAUGCAGUUUACUCUUUGAGUUCUCAAGUCCUUGUAAUUUACCCUUUGCUUUUCAGCAUUGGAGGGGACAAGUCCUACCAGGACCUCAGGACUCUACCUAGUAAGUUCAAUUUUUUUUUUUUAAAUGCGUAGACUAACUGUUGGAAUAGCUUAAACAUGGCUGGUAUAGCUUACACGUUGCUGGUAUAGCUUACACGUGGCUGGUAUAGCUUACACGUGGCUGGUACAUGGCUGGUAUAGCUUACACAUGGCUGGUAUAGCUUGCAUAUGAAUGGUAUAGCUGACACAUGGCUGGCCAUCUGCAUCAAGAAUCAAGAAACGAUAUUGUCUUCAUCUGUAUGUGUGUAUGUAUGUGUUUGUAAGUGUGUAAGGGAGAUUAUUGUGUCAUAAGUCUAUUAUUUUCUCCUGUAAGAUAGUCAACUUUUCACAUAUAAGGGAUAUAAUAAGUAGAAGGUAUGAGGGCAUCUUAACCGUUCAACUAAUGUUUUGUUCGCCGAAGAAGGCUUCCCAUCGAUACGUUCUUUGCGUUAUUUGGUCUCAAACAUGACAGUCCAAACUUUUAACCUCCAGACAUUCUACGACAGUACAGCAACGGUCUUUUUGGCUAUUCUCAAGGAACAGGAACAGAUGACCCUGGCUUUAAUGUGGCCGUGAGUGGAGCCAAAUCAGGGUAAGAUAGCUGAGCCAAAUCAGGGUAAGAUAGCUGAGCCAAAUCAGGGUAAGAUAGCUGAGCCAAAUCAGGGUAAGAUAGCUGAACCAAAUCAGGGUAAGAUAGCUGAGCCAAAUCAGGGUAAGAUAGCUGAGCCAAAUCAGGGUAAGAUAGCUGAGCCAAAUCAGGGUAAGAUAGCUGAGCAAAAUCAGGGUAAGAUAGCUGAACCAAAUCAGGGUAAGAUAGCUGAGCCAAAUCAGGGUAAGAUAGCGGAGCCAAAUCAGGGUAAGAUAGCUGAGCCAAAUCAGGGUAAGAUAGCUGAGCCAAAUCAGGGUAAGAUAGCUGAGCCAAAUCAGGGUAAGAUAGCUGAGCCAAAUCAGGGUAAGAUAGCUGAGCCAAAUCAGGGUAAGAUAUCUGUCAAUAAAAUACUAUAGGGUCCUAACAAAUCAGGGUCAGAUAUCUGUCAAUAAAAUACAAUAGGGCCCCAACAAAUCAGGGUAAGAUAUCUGUCAAUAAAAUACCAUAGGGCCCUAACAAAUCAGGGUAAGAUAUCUGUCAAUAAAAUACCAUAGGGGCCUAAAAAAUCAGGGUAAGAUAUCUGUCAAUAAAAUACCAUAGGGCCCUAACAAAUCAGGGUAAGAUAUCUGUCAAUAAAAUACCAUAGGGCCCUAAAAAAUCAGGGUAAGAUAUCUGUCAAUAAAAUACCAUAGGGGCCUAAAAAUCAGGGUAAGAUAUCUGUCAAUAAAAUACCAUAGGGGCCUAAAAAAUCAGGGUAAGAUAUCUGUCAAUAAAAUACCAUAGGGCCCUAAAAAAUCAGGGUAAGAUAUCUGUCAGUAAAAUACCAUAGGGGCCUAAAAAAUCAGGGUAAGAUAUCUGUCAAUAAAAUACUAUAGGGGCCUAACAAAUGGGAGUAAAAAAAUUGUUUUCGGGAUGGGGGGGGGGUAGAAACGCCUUAUUUUAUGGAAAGCCAAUAUUGAUGUAAAAAACUAGGAGAGUCGAUUAGUCUAUCACUUCUGUAUAUAGACAGUACUGCUGUCAAACUUAUGAUUAAACAAGUAAUAAUUCUUGCAUCUGCUUCUCUCUCCCCCCCCCCCCCAAAAAAAAACAAACAAACAACAACAAACAAACAAACAAACAAAAAAAAAACACAAAAAACUCAACUUCCCAUAACCACACUCCACAGUGAGAUGCUAGAGCAGGCCCAGCGACUGGUGACGUUAUUGAAGGAGAGCAGCAAUGUUGAUUUCAACAAUGACUGGAAGGUCAUCACACUAUUCAUCGGCGGAAACGACCUUUGCGAUUGGUGUGACAAUAAGGUCAGUAGGAAUAGACUUUUUGUGAUCGGUGUGACCAUAAGGUCAGUAGAAUAGACUUUUUUGAUUGGUGUGAUAAUAAGGUCAGUAGGAAUAGACUUUUUGUGAUUGGUGGGACAAUAAGGUCAGUAGGAAUAGACUUUUUGUGAUUGGUGGGACAAGAAGGUCAGUAGUAAUAGACCUUUUGUGACUGGUGGGACAAUGAGGUCAGUAGAAAUAGACUUUUUUGAUUGGUGGGACAAUAAGGUCAGUAGGAAUAGUCUUUAUGUGAUUGGUGGGACAAUAAGGUCAGUAGAAAUAGUCUCUUUGUGAUUGGUGUGACAAUAUGGUCCGGAGCAAUAUUCUUUUUUUUUUGUGACUGGUAAAACACUGACUGAGAUCAGUAGGAAUAGUCUUACAUUUCAAGGCACUUAACUGGUCGUUGUUUGCUAAGGCCAAGGCUUGGCAGCAGAUUGGCACGCAUGUACACUCAGACCGGUUCAUGAUGGAAUGCGAAGACCGAUACAAGUACGAAUUUUCAGCCCUGGAUUUCACCAGUGUGUCUGCUUGUUUCAUUGCCCUUCUCGUUUACGUGGCUUGGAACUUGGAACCCAUGGCGCAGUUCCCUUGCCUCCAAUUUUAUCGAUCUUGCCCAUGUCAUCCAAGAUGGAGUCAACCAAGAGGGUGACACGUGCAGCCUUAGAGAGCAGAAGUUAAAUAGGACAACAUGACAAUGCCAAGUCACACCAGCUCCCAACUCUACAGCAAACUGUGCCACUAGCCAGUCCCCUGUGAAUAGCCCCUACCUCUACAUCGAACUGUGCCCACUAGCCAGUGCCAUGUGAAUAGCAUCCACCCCUACAACGUACUGUGCCCACUAGCCAGUGCCCUGUGAAUAGCCCCUACCUCUACAGCGUACUGUGCCCACUAGCCAGUGCCCUGUGGAUAGCUCCCAUCUCUACAGUGUACUGUGCUAACUAGCCAGUGCUCUGUGAAUAGCAUCCACCUCUACAGCGUACUGUGCCCACUAACCAGUGCCCUGUGAAUAGCCUCCAUGUCAGCAUCGAAAUCGACGCUGUUGUUCUGAGACAGACUGGGUAUGACCUGAGACAGACUGGGUAUGACCUGAGACAGACUAGGUAUGACCUGAGAUAGACUGGGUAUGACCUGAGACAGACUGGGUAUAUGACCUGAGACAGACUGGGUAUAUGACCUGAGACAGGCUGGGUAUAUGACCUGAGACAGACUGGGUAAUGACCUGAGACAGACUGGGUAUAUGACCUGAGACAGACUGGGUAUAUGACCUGACACAGCGGUCACACUCCCCUCACCUCCGUAACCUCUCUCUGACAGGAUGAGUACAGUGCCGAGAAGUACGCCGCUCACCUCCAAGACACACUGGACUACCUGCACGCCAGCGUCCCGCGCGCUUUUGUCAACUUGGUGGAGGUUCUCAAUUUGGAGAUGGUCAAGGACCUGGCCGACAACUUGCUCUGUGCAGCUGUGCAUUUGUAAGAAUCCCUGAUUUGUUAAAAUUUUAAUUCAUAUUUCAGGGCAUAUUGACCCUUACUUUUGAACCGUUGAGAACCACUGUUCAAGACGGAUAUUUGGUGUAGCUGCUGAAUAUGGUUAUUGAAACAGGACCGUGCGAAGGGUGAGAAGGUGAAGGGCGCAUCCACCCCCAGGUACCAUCCUUAGAGUGCGCUAUGGCCGCCAUGUUGCAUGCACCAUGUGUGGUGCAAGAAGCCCCUUUUCGGGAAGAGGGCGCCUAAAUUCAAGCUCUUCUUCGGGCGCAGCUUUUGGAUGGCACGGACCCAAGCGAAACGAGUUUGUUUCUCAAGAUUGCUGAAGCGUGUCCACACUUUGAGGAGUUUUUUUAAAAGACUUUUUGCUGUUAAAUGAUUUAUUUUGACAAAUAUUUAUAUGGGGUGUUGUGGAAUUAAUUUAAUCAACUGUUACACACCGCACAUUCAAUCAACUGCUACACCCCGCACAUUCCAUCAACUGCUACACCCCGCACAUCCCAUCAACUGCUACACACCACACAUUCCAUCAACUGCUACACACCGCACGUUCCAUCAACUGCUACACCCCGCACAUUUAAUCAACUGCUACACACCGCACAUUCCAUCAACUGCUACACACCGCACAUUCCAUCAACUGCUACACACCACACAUUCCAUCAACUGCUACACACCGCACAUUCCAUCAACUGCUACACACCACACAUUCCAUCAACUGCUACACACCGCACGUUCCAUCAACUGCUACACACCACACAUUCCAUCAACUGCUACACACCGCACAUUCCAUCAACUGCUACACACCACACAUUCCAUCAACUGCUACACACCACACAUUCCAUCAACUGCUACACACCGCACGUUCCAUCAACUGCUACACACCACACAUUCCAUUCCAGUUUCGUCUGCAACUGUGCCGCGAACCCUAAGAGCCAAGCAGACCUGGACGAGCUGAUACGCCUGCGAGAGGGUUACCAAAAAGCCGCACGUGACCUUGUGGCGACCGGACGCUACGACACCAACGAAGACUUUACCGUCGUCCUCCAGCCUUUCUACAGGGAGACGUUCACUCCCAGAACGGUAAGGUCAAGGUCACUCACAGCCCUUUCUAACGAGAGACGUUCACUCCCAGAACUUUAAGGUCAAGGUCACCCUCAUCAUUUCUACUGGGAGACGUUUACUCCCAGAACAUUAAGGUCAAGGUCACCCUAAGCCGUUCUGCAGGGAGACAUUCCCUCCCAGAACGGUAAGGUCAAGGUCACCCUUUCUGCAGGGAGACAUUCACUCCCAGAAUGGUAAGGUCAAGGUCACCCUUUCUGCAGGGAUACAUAAUUUACUUCCAGAACGGUUAGGUCAAGGUCACUCUCGGCCUUUAUUUUCGCAGACAACAUCAAUAAGAUGCGAAGAAAUCUGUGAUGGUCUUUGUAGAUAACAUGUAUGGGAUAUCUAUGUCAUGAAAUCAUGUAGUUAGUGUAAUACAGUGAAUUGCAUUUUGUUUUCUUACCUCUGACACAUGUUCACUCUUGCGUGACGACACAGACCAAUGGUCAACCGGAUAUGUCCUUCUUUGCCAGCGACUGCUUCCAUCACAGCAAGAAGGGUCAACAGGCGGCAGCUGAAGCCCUUUGGAAUAACAUGGUGGGUGGAAACGUGCUUCGUGUGUAGAUAUGUUCAUUGUGCAGAUGUGUUCAUUGUGUAGAUGUGUUCAUUGUGCAGAUGUGUUCAUUGUGCAGAUGUGUUCAGUACGUAGAUGUGUUCAGGGUUUAGAUAUGUUCAGUGUGUAGAUAUGUUCAUUGUGUAGAUGUGUUCAUUGUGUAGAUGUGUUCAUUGUGUAGAUGUGUUCAUUGUACAGAUGUGUUCAUUGUGCAGAUGUGUUCAUUGUGCAGAUGUGUUCAUUGUGCAGAUGUGUUCAGUACGUAGAUGUGUUCAUUGUGCAGAUGUGUUCAGUGUGUAGAUGUGUUCAUUAAAAUAAAUGUGUUCAUUGUAUAUAUGUGUUCAUUGUGUAGAUGUGUUCAUUGUGUAGAUGUGUUCAUUGUGUAGAUGUGUUCAUUGUGUAGAUGUGUUCAUUGUGUAGUUACCACUGAAAUAGCUGAAACAAAACUAUAUGUUAUCACUAUGUUGACACAAGCAUAGAGAGUAGUAACAUCACGUUGUUUGUUCAUUGAGCUGUUACCACGCGAGCAGAUCAAACAACAGAAUCAAUAUACCGGUACUAAGUAAAUUAGAGAGACCGGCUGAGAUGAUCAUUAUAUUUAUGCAGCUUGUAUAUGCACUCUCAAACAACUACGCGAGACAGCUGUAAUGUAGAGUAGUUGCAACGUAAGGAAGUUGAAAUAUAGAACAGAUGUAAUGUAGAACAGGUGUAAUAUAAAACAUGUUUAAGGUAGAACAGUUGUAAUGUAGCACAACUGGUUUUUUUUGUGGGGGGGGGGGGGGCAUUGGAGUGGAAGAAAAACAAACAAUUAAAAACAGCUGUUUUGCAGCACAGCUGUGACGUAGAACCGCUGUAAUGUAGUACUACAGUAGUGCUGAACAGCCACAUUUCUCUUAUGUCCACACUGCAUGUCUAUUCCAUUGCUCACUCCCCCAGGUCGAACCAGUCGGGUCGAAACGUCUCAACUGGAUGCCUGGUGAACCUAUCGAAUGUCCCUCCGAGGUAAGUGAACGCCUUCAGGCCCACAUUACACACAUAACGUGGUGGGCCAAUGCCCAGGGUCCCCAGACUUAAGAGGUUUCCGCACAGCCGCAUCUGCUGGGUUCACAGUCAAUCGUGUAGACGCGGGGCCUUUUGGGAAAUGGUUUUCAUGGCCCCAACAGGGGUCUACCUGGUCCUGGAUGCAGUGGUCCUGGAUACAGUGGUCCUGGAUACAGUGGUCCUGGAUACAGUGGUCCUGGAUACAGUGGUCCUGGAUACAGUGGUCCUGGAUACAGUGGUUCUGGAUACAGUGGUCCUGGAUGCAGUGGUCCUGGAUACAGUGGUCCUGGAUACAGUGGUCCUGGAUACAGUGGUCCUGGAUACAGUGGACUUAAGUUAUUUGAUUUGUGAUCUAAGACAUUUGAAAUCUUAACGGAUCGUGUACAACUAAGUCUAGAUACAGAAACGAAAAACGGUGCAACUGGGUGGGGGGUGGGGGGGGAGUGGGUGUGUGCUAGAAGAGGUAGAGAAGGGUGUACAGUGGUCCUGGAUACAGUGGUCCUGGAUACAGUGGUCCUGGAUACAGUGGACUUAAGUUAUUUGAUUUGUGAUCUAAGACAUUUGAAAUCUUAACGGAUCGUGUACAACUAAGUCUUGAUACAGAAACGAAAAACGGUGCACCUGGGUGGGGGGUGGGGUGGGAGUGGGUGUGUGCUAGAAGAGUUAGAGAAGGGUGACUAAGUGGAGUUAGUGAAAAUGUGUACAAUGAAAUGUGGAUGUAUACGUUGAUGGAGUGUGUUGAGGCUAAUUUAAAUCUAUAAGAAAACCUGCAGCGUGUGGACUGAAUGUUUCGAGGGAAAAACAACAACUGACAGGCUGCCAUUAUUAUUAUUAUUCAUUUUUGUUCACAGGAGAAACCGUACUUCUUCACUGCAAAGAACAGCAACCAGAGAGCCAAGCCCCCGCCAAUCCACUGAGAUAUGACGAGUAGCAGCCCUUUGUUGUUUUCAUUUUUUGUUGGCGUUGAUAUUACUCAAAUUAGUUUAAAUAAAAUUUAAAAAAAUUCAAUGUCAGGUUUUAUUUGGUUAAAAAUAGUAUUAAUGAACUCUUCUUGACCCCCCAAGCCCACAUCUCCCUGAAAUGAACUUUUCUUGACCCCCCAAGCCCACAUCUCCCUGAAAUGAACUCUUCUUGACCCCCAAGCCCACAUCUCUCUGAAAUGAACUCUUCUUUACCCCCAAGCCCCCCAUCUCCCUGAAAUGAACUCUUCUUGACCCCCAAGCCCCCAUCUCCCUGAAAUGAACUCUUCUUGACCCCCAAGCCCCCAUCUCCCUGAAUCCCCCAUCUCCCUCAAAUCGACUCUUCUUGACCCCCCAGCCCCCCAACUCCCCGAAAUGAACUCUUCUUGACCCCCAAGCCCCGCAUCUCCCUGAAAUGAACUCUUCUUGACCCCCAAGCCCCCAUCUCCCUGAAAAAAGUUUUGAAAAUACAAAUAUAACAAAAUAAAACUCGCCAUUGUAGAAAAAUACGGGUAGCCAAGCUCAAACGGAUGACCACAGUGGAUGUGUUACAUCAACGGAUGACCACAGUGGAUGUGUUACAUCAACGGAUGACCACAGUGGAUGUGUUACAUAUUGUAGUGUUUAAUGUCUUGCUGAUAAAUGCAGGGCAAAAUCUUGUUAUCUAUGCUGUCGAUGUUAGUGACAGUAUGUUGUUACACAUCUUUGUUGUCUAUGUUAUUUUUUUAUUGACAUUAUGUUGUCUAUGUUAUCUAUGUUUUGACAUUAUGUUGUUACAUAUCAAUGUUAUCUAUGUUAUUGACAUUAUUCAUUCAAUGAAUACGUGGAUGUUUUUGGUUAAAAUGAUGGAUUAGAAUAAAAUAAAAUAUUUUA